CUCGGCUGCUGGCGCCCCGCGCCCCUGCCCGCGCCCGCUGCCGCCGCCGCCGCCCGGCCGGAGCAUGGAGACGGCGGAGAAGGAGUGCGGCGCCCUGGGCGGGCUCUUCCAGGCCAUCGUCAACGACAUGAAGAGCUCCUACCCCAUCUGGGAGGACUUCAACUCCAAGGCCACGAAGCUGCAUUCCCAGCUGAGGACCACUGUGCUGGCUGCUGUGGCCUUCUUGGAUGCCUUCCAGAAAGUGGCAGACAUGGCCACCAACACCCGAGGGGCCACCCGGGAUAUUGGCUCGGCGCUCACGCGCAUGUGCAUGCGCCACCGCAGCAUCGAGACCAAGCUGCGGCAGUUCACCAACGCGCUGCUGGAGAGCCUCAUCAACCCGCUGCAGGAGCGCAUCGAGGACUGGAAAAAGUCGGCCAACCAGCUGGACAAGGACCACGCAAAAGAGUACAAGCGAGCCCGGCAUGAGAUCAAGAAAAAGUCUUCAGACACGCUGAAGCUGCAGAAGAAAGCGCGCAAAGAGCUACUUGGGAAAGGAGACCUGCAGCCUCAGCUGGACAGCGCCCUGCAGGACGUCAACGACAUGUACCUGCUGCUGGAGGAGACAGAGAAGCAGGCGGUGCGCCGGGCCCUGAUCGAGGAGCGUGGGCGCUUUUGCACCUUCAUCACGUUCCUGCAGCCUGUGGUGAACGGCGAGCUGACCAUGCUGGGAGAGAUCACGCACCUGCAGGGCAUCAUCGACGACUUGGUGGUGCUGACGGCCGAACCCCACAAGCUGCCCCCCGCCAGCGAGCAGGUGAUCAAAGACCUGAAGGGCUCGGACUAUAGCUGGUCCUACCAGACGCCCCCAUCGUCGCCCGGCGGCUCUGGCUCACGGAAGUCCAGCAUGUGCAGUGCCCCCAGCAGCAGUAGCGGUGCCAAGGGUGGCGGAGCCCCGUGGCCUGGGGGUGCCCAAACAUACUCACCCAGUUCCACCUGUCGCUACCGCAGCCUGGCCCAGCCAGCCACCGCAGCCGCCCGCCUCUCCAGCGUCUCGUCCCACGACUCUGGCUUCGUCUCCCAGGACGCCACGUACUCCAAGCCCCCCUCACCCAUGCCUUCCGACAUCACCAGCCAGAAGUCCUCCAGCUCUGCGUCCUCAGAGGCCUCGGAAACCUGCCAGUCCGUUAGCGAGUGCAGCUCCCCCACCUCGGACUGGACCAAGGCGGGCCCCCACGAGCAGCCCUCGGGCACCAGCCUGCAGCGGAGAAAGGACCGAGCGGAGCACCCCCGAGACACAGAACCAGGCCUGGCCAGCGGGGGUGCCCUGGGCCCCAGCAGCGAGGAGGCACCGCGACCCCGCAUGUCCCCUGCCACCAUCGCAGCCAAGCACGGCGAGGAGGUGUCCCCCGCCGCCAGUGACCUGGCCAUGGUGCUGACCCGCGGCCUGAGCCUGGAGCACCAGAAGAGCAGUCGGGACUCGCUGCAGUACUCCAGCGGCUACAGCACGCAGACCACCACGCCCUCGUGCUCCGAGGACACCAUCCCGUCCCAAGGCUCCGACUACGACUGCUACUCCGUGAACGGGGACGCAGAUGGCGAGGGCCCGGCCGAGUUCGACAAGUCAUCCACCAUCCCCCGCAACAGCAACAUCGCCCAGAACUACCGCCGCCUGAUCCAGACCAAGCGGCCGGCCUCCACCGCGGGGCUGCCCAGCGCCUCGGGCGCGCCCCCCGGCGUAGCCACCAUCCGCCGCACGCCGUCCACGAAGCCCGCCGUGCGCCGCGCGCUCUCCAGCGCCGGCCCCAUCCCCAUCCGGCCGCCCAUCGUCCCGGUGAAGACGCCCACCGUGCCCGACUCCCCCGGCUACGCGGGGCCCACGCGGGCGGGCAGCGAGGAGUGCGUCUUCUACAGCGACGAGGCUGCCUCGCCCCUGGCCGCGGACCUGGCCAAGGCCUCCCCAAAGCGGCUGAGCCUGCCCAACACGGCGUGGGCCAGCCCGGCCCCCGAGGCGGCGGGCUACGCCGGGCUGGCGGCGGACGACGACGACGAGCAGCAGCAGCUGGCCGCCAACCGCCACAGCCUGGUGGAGAAGCUCGGCGAGCUGGUGGCGGGCGCCCACGCCCUGGGCGAGGGCCAGUUCCCCUUCCCCACGGCCCUGGCCGCCACCGCCGCCCCUACUGAGACGCCCAGCCCACCCCCUGCCGCCUCCGGCGACCCCCCGGCCGAAGACAUGCUGGUGGCCAUCCGCCGCGGGGUGCGGCUCCGCAGGACCGUCACCAACGACAGGUCGGCGCCCCGCAUCUUGUGAUGGCGCCGCCCUCCCGCCCUCCGGCCCCGUGUGACGCAGGUGGCCGGACCAGUGACCCACGGCCGCUCAGAGCGAAGGCACAGCGAGGAGACAGCAGAGCCAGGCAAGCCUUUGGUUUUCUGUUUUUUAAGUCACGUGUGAUGGAAAGACACUCAUCUUGGAUUUCAGCAUUUACAUGGGAAGUGACUUCUUUAACCAAGCCCGCCAGCUCGGAGCCUGCAGGCCUUGAACUGGAUCUGGAGCCUGUUUUAUGUUUCCUGCCUGUUCUGCCCCUCCUCUUCCUCUUCCUCAGGCCCUGCCUCUCCCCUCCCCCCCCCCCGCCCCCACCCACUGGGGGAGCCCUGCUCUGGGCCUGCCCUGCCUGCGGCCUCUCCUGGAGACCAGGCCCCUCUCCCUCCUUCCCCUUUCUCUCCCCUUCCCGAGUUCUGGCAGGGAGGCAUGUUGUCUGCGGAGGGGCCCAGCGCCCAGUCGGCUGAGGUGUGAGCUUUGACUGAAAAGCUCCACGGGAUGGCGGGGAGCAGGUUGAGGUUGGGAGGCCCAGCCUCCUGUGGAGGGAAGAGGCGCGCAGCCCCAGGGCCCUGUGUUGAGUCUUGGGGACGUGUUUGGAGAAGACCGUGGCGCCUAAGGUGGCUUCAGGACCUAGUGUGACUGCGGGGGAGGGGCAGGCCACAGGGUCCUCUGGCCGGGCCCCCCAGGAGCUGCUUUCGGAUGUGUGGCCCUCACAUGGGCACGUUGAGAAUUUAACUCUGGUGGCACUUUGGUCACGGUUUCGGCCACCUUUGGGCAUAGGGGCUGGAGCUGGGUAGAGGGUGUGGGGGUUAUUUUAUGAAUAUAAUAGCGAAAGAGCUGACUAGACAGGACUGUGGGGUGGGGACAGGGUGGACCAUACAGGGUGUCCAAGAGUGCCUGAGGGACAGGGGUCCUCACAGUGGCCCGGUGGGCCCAUGGCAGGAGGAGGAGGGCCAAAUUGCUUCCUCAAAGCCAGCGGGCAGCUGUUUUUUUCCUCCAGUUUCUGGAGCAAAGCCAAAAUAAGGUUGGAGAAGGCCGGGUGUUGGGGGUUGGCCAGCACAUCUGCUUGGAUGGGGCUGGGGUGUAGCCCAGGGAGCUUGGCUUUGACUCUCUGUCGCCAGAGGAGAUGCCAACCCAGUGCGGUCCCCCCGGAGUCCAGUCCUGUGCUGGUGGUGGGUGCGGGGUGAGGGGUUCCCUCCCCUCCACGUGCUGAGUCCCGCCAACUCGAAGCAGGUAGAAGCAGGUGCAUCAGGGCGAGUGGAGGGCUUCCUGGUGUCCCGCCGGCUGGCAGUGAGGGUGGCCGGGCUUGGAGGGCGCGGGACCACAGGGCAGGGGGCCUCCUGGGGUCGGGAGAGCAGGGAUUGGGGCUGAGGCUCAGCACCAGGCUGGAGCUACUGGUAGUUCUUGUGCAGGGAACCGGGGCCCAAGCAAGGUGGCCAGGCAGGUCUGGGGGCACCAAGGUGGCCCCUGGGUGCCUGGAGCCCCCCCACCCCCAGCCACCCAAGGGCAGAUGGAGGAUGGUAUCUGUAAGUUGCUGGGUCUGAGAACAGCCUUGCUGACCGCUCAGGCCAACCCGAGAGCCCAGGUUAGAGCAUCUUGAGAGAGGGCCCAGGUGAGGGAGGGCCUGAAGACGACAGGAGAGUAGAUGGCCCGUUGGGGAAGGCCAGGGCGGUGGGGGGGGGGGUGUUGUGGGCAGGCAAAUACACUGCCCCUCCCCCACAGGGCUGUGCUGGCAUUUCCCCGGGGUGGGCUGAGGGAGUAAGAUGCAGGGUGUGUGAUAUGAGCAGGGCAAGGAGCAGUGGGGUAGGGGGUGACUUGGGAGACCCAAGGAGGGGGGUGGGCAUGGCAGAGCCACCCCCCCAGGCUCAGGCCUCCUCCCCCCCAAGCCACCCCAGGGCUGUACAUAACUCCUCCAUCCCCUUGACCGCCUGUCUCCCAUCUAGCGCCCACCUCUUAGGCCCACCCCCUCGGGAUCCGAGCCAACCAGCCCACAUCACAAACUUUGGUUUGGGGAACUUCUUUACAUUCGUUUUUUUUUUUUCUUUUUUUUUUUUUUUUCCCAUUUUGUACAGAGAAAUAUUCUUUUCAAAAGCGUCUUUUGACUGAAGUAACUUUUCUGGUGCUGUUGUUAACUUGUUCCUUUUUUUUAAUUUAUUUUCCCACCCGGGUCUCUGCUCCUGGUUCCUACUCACCCUUUCUUCCCUUCCCACCACACCCCUCCCCCAUCCCAUCUGGGCCAUUUUGUUUCUUUUCUGUCCGUUUUUGGAUAAAUUUUCCUCUCCUCCCUGCCCCCUCACCCCCCCCUUGAUUUAAAUAGUCACUGCUACAAGUAACAAAUGCACUGUGAAGAUUCCAGUAUUAAUAAAGUUGUACUGUAAUUAA
This is a messenger RNA of Neogale vison (American mink), 4681 nucleotides long. RefSeq names its product MTSS I-BAR domain containing 2 (gene MTSS2). NCBI's taxonomy places the organism in Eukaryota, Metazoa, Chordata, Mammalia, Carnivora, Mustelidae. Bases 65 to 2290 code for a protein of 741 amino acids. The transcript has 15 exons. The record is from RefSeq and is a predicted model, not a curated record. Gene Ontology annotation, molecular function: actin binding; phospholipid binding. Gene Ontology annotation, cellular component: actin cytoskeleton; cytoplasmic side of plasma membrane. Gene Ontology annotation, biological process: plasma membrane organization; cell projection assembly.